Messenger RNA from Cylicocyclus nassatus, 5964 nucleotides. The record is from the annotation of a GenBank genome assembly. NCBI's taxonomy places the organism in Eukaryota, Metazoa, Nematoda, Chromadorea, Rhabditida, Strongylidae.
AUGUCACAGUUAACUAUUCAAGACUUAGAAGAUACUGUUGUAAGAUAUUUGACAGUUACUGUUAAAGACUAUAAAGCUCCUGAUGAAAGUGGAGAAUUAAUUGAUUACGGAGAUCUAGAAUUAGGCACUAAAGCUAGAAUUCCUAUGUUCGCUAGAGUAGGAGAUAUUUUAUUAGAUAUUGAACUACCUCAAAUCUAUACAGAAAAUAUUGAUUUAAGUUUUAAAUUUAAUGAAGCUAAACUCGCUUAUACUGGAACAUUAACUACUAAAGAAAUUACACCCGAAGUAUUUCUAUAUGCUAAUAAUAUUAAUCGAGAUUCUGAUUACAGAUAUUUAACUCGUUCUAAAAAUAAAGUACGCUUAGAAGACUUUACUAAAUCUUUUAAAAUAACUAAUAAUAUCAUUCGUCCUUUAGGAUUAUGUGAAUAUGGAUUCUAUAUUUUAUAUAGUUUCGAGGAUGAUACUUUUAAACUUUAUAACUAUUCGACUUUAGAUAAUAUUGAAUAUCAAUUAUUUAACCGUAAUGAGUACUCUGCGUUGAUACCACUGCUUGAAACUGAAUCUACUUAUCCUAAGCGUAAUUAUACGGAUAUUCCUCAAUGGGAUACUUUAACUUUAGCAAUUGCUAAUAAAUCUAACCCUACUGAAGAAGAUUAUAAAAUUUUAAAUUAUCACAAUACUGCUUUUAAAUUAGAUUUACAAAACGAACCUGAUAUUACUUUCGCUAUUUAUUAUUACGAUGAAGAAUCUAAACCUAAUAACGAUAUUUUAAUGAAUACUCCAGUAGAACAGAUUUUUGCUCCGUAUAUUGUAGAAAAGACAGAUCGUUCGGCACAAAUUGUAUCAUCUGUACCUAGUAAUUACAAACAUACGCUUCUUUUAAAAGCAUUUACUACUUCAGAUAAUAACAACAAUCAUAUAUUCUGUAACUGGGAAGUAAGCGAUAAAGAUGUUGAACAAUGGACUACUUUAGAAGAAUUCAUUUCUAAAAAUAAAGGUGUAUUACCUUUAUAUAGUCUUACUGUACCUGAUACUACAGGAGAAUCUAAAGAAUCUUUACGAGAUAUUUCUAAAUACAUUAUUUCUAAGACUGUAGUUCCAUUUAAUCUAAAAGAUGGACUAGAUAUUUUAAAAGAACGUCCUGAUGUUCAAACUAUUUUUAACACUUCUUUAGAUAAGCGCUUUAAGUUUAAUGUCUAUUAUUAUAACAAUACUGAAAGCUUAGAAACUUUAGUACAUUACUUAGACUUUGUACCGUUUAUUAAUCAAAGUGUUAAAGAUCCUUUACAAAUGGUUACCCUACCUUAUCAAGGAGCAAUCUCUUAUGCUACAACUAACACUUAUGUAACUACUAGAGAAUCCUUUAUGCUUGGCGCUGCAAUUAAUAAUAGUUUCUCACCUAAUCCAGAUAAGAAAUCUAUUAUUGAUUUUUAUAAAGAUGCUGCGUUUAAGAUUAAGAUUACUAUUAUUAAAGACACUGAAGCUAAAGAACCUCGUACUGAAUCUACUUCAGUCAUUCCUAAUGUUAAGUUACGUGUCAAUGAUAUUUCAGAUUUAGUUUGUGAAAAUGUCAUGUUUUAUACUGUAGAUGAAGAAACUAAAUUAGAUACUCCUAUAUUAGUAGAUUUAAGUUCUUACACUAAAGAUUUAAAAGAACCUACUACUUUCAAGAUAUCAUUUGAAAUAUCUUAUGCAGAUAUUGAUGAUAAUGAUGUAGAACAUAUUAAAACUAAAAAUGUCACUCGUACAUUAGAUGUUAUUUAUAACUUCUAUCCUAACAAAGAAUUCUUAGUUUUACCUGUUGAAGGAUAUUUAAAUCAAGAAAAAGAAGAAUCUGAAUUUAAUAAACUUAUUAAAAGUUUAUAUUGUCAAAAUCCUUUACUUGAAAAACCUGUCACUUUAAAAACUACUGAACAAUCAUUUAAACUAACUCACACUACUGAAGAUGGCGAUGUCACUCAAGACCUAUUUACAUUAAAACAAGCACAAGAGUUUUAUCAAAAUGUUAAAGAUGAUAAAGACGUAGAUAUUAUACAUAAAGUGUCAAACGAUAUUCCUGAAUAUUCUGAAGACGAUAUCCUUUUAUUAGGAUAUGCUGUUUUAGCUACUCCUUGUUAUUUUAAAGACCACCUUAAUGAUCAAUAUGAUUAUGAAGGAGGAUAUGGAAAAUCCUAUCAGUUAAAAGCAUUAGAAGAAUCUACUUUAUCUAAAAAACCAUAUUCUACAAAUAUAGUCUGUCCUGAACUUUGGGGUACUCCAUCUUAUAAUUAUGCAUAUUACGGAUCAGGUAUCAUCCCAACAUCGUUCGUUUCAGAUAAGACACGUGAAUCUGGCGCAGCUGAUAUUCCUGGGUACUAUUGUGGCGCUAGUAUUGACUGGGGUUCACCACAAGCAGGCACUCAUCAAAUAGAUGGCGUUUUUAUUGGAGAUACUCGUAGAAUGUAUACUUAUAAGCAUCAUUGGUGUAAUGCUUCAAGUAAUUUUUUCAAAUAUGCUACAGACGAAACUACUGGAGAAAUGUAUCUUACACAAGAAUCUUUAACUAAUAUAAUUGAUGGAUUUAAAAAUAGUACACGUAAACUCUAUAAAAUACAUAGACCAGGAAACCCAUGGUAUGCUGAUAUAACCAAAACUGAGAAUGAUGCAGAUAUUACACAACCAUGGCUACCUGUUACUGGAAAUGACGAUGAACAUGGAUUAGGAAGUACAGAAGGCGAUGAAGCUGCUGGAACAACUAGAUGGGAAGAUAUUUUAACUACUAUUAAAAAAUGUAAAACAAGUAAAUUAGAUAGUAGUGACAUAAAUCCACAUUACUUUACUUCUAAAUGUAUAUCAGAAAUGACUAAAAGUAAUGAAGCAGCUAAAAACUUCUAUAUUCAACUCUAUACCUGGGGAUAUAAUCUUUGCCAUCACAAAUUUAAGACUUUAGGUAACCAUCAUACUCAUCCAGAUACUGGCAUGGAGUACGAUGAUUAUUGGGAUUUAAACACGCCUUUAAAUCAAUUUGUUUUAGAGUAUACUUAUAAAGCGGAAGUUAUUAAUAACUCUAAACAUUUCCAAAAAUGCUUUAUUGGAUUAUUAAAUAAUAAAACUCAAGGUAUCGCACAAUUUAUUAAAAGAGCAAAUUUAGUUUUAGCAAAAGCUGAAGAAAAAACUCCUUACGGUACUAUUACUUUUAACGGUAUUGAAAUAGCAAAUACUGAUAAACCUAAAGUUUUAAAUAUAGAUACUUCAGAUACUCCUUACAGUGGACAAUUAGUUGCUAUAGACGAUUUUACUGAUGCUUCUAUUCCUAAUUUUAAUCUUUCUGAAGGAACUUCUACAAUUGAAGUACAUUUUAAAUUUAAAUUUACAUCGGAUGUUACUCCAGGAACUUUCUCAGAAUUUAAAACUUAUAAAGCAUUAAAAUUAAUGGCUAAUUUAUAUGUACCUAAUAUUUGUAUAUUUACUACUUCUAAUAAUUUACUUUUACAAGAUAUAGACUAUGAAGUUAAAGAAGGUGAUUUAAAUUGGGAGAAUGCUAAUGAUAAAGGACCAGAUGUAGAUCCUAGAUACAAUGAUUUAAACUCUAAUAUAGAUGAUGACAUACUAUCUAAUCAUUGGUGUAAUACUCCAGUAUACUUUAAUCAUAUAAGUGAAGAAAUUCAUCGUACAAUUGAAUUUAAAGAUGGAAUUAUUGAUAUAGAUAUUAAUAACCAUGGACCUUUAAACUUCUGGCUAGAUCCUACUUUAGGAACUAUUCUUACAUCUACCGCAAUAUUAAUUUCAAGUAAAGAGUAUCGUUUUGAUAAUUCUACUAAGACUUUAGUUGCGUUAAAUAAUACUGAACAACCUAAACUAUUAGAAUUAAAUAAAGAAACAGACGAUUUAGCUACAUCUAGAUUCCUACAAAACCGCUACUGGAUUUGGGGAAUCCAGAAUUAUGAAAACUCAAUUUACUAUUCUAAAGCAGGUAGUUAUGAAUUCCCAGCUUUAAAUGAAAUUAAGUUUACAGGCGAUGUUACUCAAGUUAUAGAAUGGCGUAAUUAUAUCUUAGUAUUUACUACUAAAUGUAUUUACUUAUUAUCUUACGACAUAGCUACAGAUACUUAUAACUCGAAACUAAUUCAUGCUAAUGAAGGAAUUCCAAGAGAAUUUGCAAGAACUGUCAAAACAAUCCUUAAUGGAAUUAUCUUCCGUGGAUAUUCAGGUCAAGUAUAUAAACUCAUUCCAAAUCAAUAUUCAUCCAGUGAUAACAUCUUAAAUAUCAAGAGAUUAUCCGAUGGGGUUGAAGAACUCUUAGAAGAUGAAUAUUAUUCAAAUGCUGAAGGAGUUCGCUAUACUUCAUUCGCAUUCUCCGAUAGUGAAAAUUACAAAUUAUUUAUUGUUAUUAAACCUAAAGAACUAUUAGGAUAUACAAUAUGCUUUACAUAUAAUUAUGUAAAUAAUACCUGGACUAAACAACAAUAUAAUAAUAUCGAAGCGGUUGGUGUCAGCGAAGUUGAAGGUAUUCCAUAUUUAAUUGUAGGAAAUAAUAAACACUUCGAGUUCUAUAAGACUAGUUUAUGGAUUACUGGCAAUAUUAAAUAUGAAGACUACAUUGACAAGACUAAAGACGAACUUACUGUAGAUAUUGAUGGUGAUCCUAUCCCAUUCGAUAUAGAAUUUGGACAAAAAGCGUUAAAGUAUUCUACUAUUAAAUCCUAUUUAGAAACUAGAAUUCAUUUAGCGACUCUUAGUGAAAAGGAUUAUUUCCCAUUCGAUGUUACUGUUUGGACUGAUGGCAUUAAACGUAUCUGUACUAAGAAACAGAAAGAUAUUGCUAGACCUUUAGAUCCAAAUUCACAUUCUUCAUUUACAAAAGAUACGGAGAAUGAUAUACUUUCAUUGUCUAAAAAUAAUACUUUAUACACCGCAGAAGAUGAUUCUGCUAAAGAUACAGUAAGACAGUACAUCUUAAAAUACUCAGGACAAGGACGUACGAUUAACUUCAAGAUUGAAGUAGAGAUUUACCAAAGAAAUAAGGAGGUAUUUAUGAAAAACUAUCUAGAAAGAAAAACUAAAAACAGUGGGAAUGUUACAUUAGAAGAAUGGAACGCUCUUAUUGAUGAAAUUAAUCACAUCUCAGCUUCUUAUGAUGAUUCCGAAUAUCUACAUAGAAGUAAAGAUGAUAAGAUUGACAGUAAUAAAACUAUUGUUGGUCUUAAAUAUUCAUAUGGCGCUAAAAGUGAAGAUAGCGAUACUCCUCUUUACUCAUCUUCAUUAGAUUCUAAAGGUCUUACAAUUGCUGCUUCUGAUCGUAUUAAAUACUUUAAUGAUAGAAUCAUUCUUCAUUACGGAUCAAAUAAUGAAGAUACAUAUUUCUUUGAACCUCAAGGUCCUAAUAAAGAUGAUUACACUAAAACUAUUAUCCGUGGAAAAGAUAUUACUGCUGCUCAAUUUAAAGCAGGUGAUGGUAUUAAAAUCACAGACGAAUAUCCUAAAGAAAUUAGUGUAGAUACUGAUUUCGUUGCUACUUUAGAAAAACUUAAUAAAGAAGUUUCAGAUCGUAAAGAAGCUGAUAAAGCUUUAGAUAAACGUUUAUCUUACGAAGAACAACUUCGUAGUCAUGAAAUUAGUAGUUUAAAUUCAAAUUUAGGUAAAGAAAUUGCUAACCGUAGAGAUGAGGUUACACGUCUAGAUUCUAAAAUUGAUACUGAAUCUCAAUCUCGUACUGAAGGAGAUACUAAACUUCAAGAAGGUUUAGAAGCUGAAGCUAAAUCUCGUUCAGAUAAAGAUGUAGAUUUACAAGCUCAAAUUGAUGCUUUAUCAGGACAACAAAUUGUUGUAGACAUUGUUGCAACAUAUACAGAUUUAAUCGCUUACGAUACUUCAACUUUAACACAAGGACAAAAUGUCCAAGUUUUAAACGAUGAAACUCAUGAAGGUGCUAUGUCCUAUUAUAAAUUUAUAGGAGGCACUGGAGCAGAAGCUUGGGAAUUCUUA